Messenger RNA from Manihot esculenta (cassava), 1240 nucleotides. Its product is annotated as protein SRG1. NCBI's taxonomy places the organism in Eukaryota, Viridiplantae, Streptophyta, Magnoliopsida, Malpighiales, Euphorbiaceae. The transcript is spliced from 4 exons. The record is from RefSeq and is a predicted model, not a curated record. The coding region runs from base 64 to 1125 and encodes 353 amino acids.
UUAUCUACUUUUUGGGGCUCUAUAAUAAGCAAGCAGCUAGCUACCCAGUAAUUCCAGGCAAAGAUGGCAUCUGCACAGCCUGCUACUCUUGAGAACUUCCUCCCAGUUCAGGAGCUCAUCAAACAGCCUAUCCUUUCAGUCCCACCAAGCUACGUUCAGUCUCAUCUUGAAACCUUCAUUUCUGAUUGCUUUCCACCAGUUCCAACUAUUGACUUCAAACUCCUGCUUUCAGAAGGAACCACUGAAUUAGAACUCCAAAAGUUGCACUCUACUUGCAAAGAAUGGGGCCUCUUCCAGUUGGUGAAUCAUGGAGUUAGUUCUUCACUUCUGGACAAUCUGAAGCAGGAGAUUGAAGAGUUUUAUAAUCUUCCUUUAGAAGAGAAAAUGAAAUACAAAAUCAGGCCAGGCGAUGUUGAAGGGUUUGGAACUGCGGCCAGAGUCGGAGGAAAAUUUGAUUGGGGUGAUAUGUUAUACAUGACAACCAACCCAAUCCUUAGGAGAAAGCCUCAUCUUCUCCCAGAGCUCCCUUCAUCUCUGAGAAACAACUUGGAAAAUUACAUACUGGAACUGCAAAAGCUGUCCAUGGAGCUUAUUGGGUUUGUGGGGAAAGCCCUGAAGAUAGAGAAAAAGGAAAUGGAGGAGAUGUUUGAUGAUGGGUUGCAGUCAGUGAGGAUGACAUAUUAUCCUCCAUGUCCACAGCCAGAGCUGGUUCUAGGGAUUACUCCUCACUCAGAUGCAACUGGUAUUACAAUCCUCAAUCAGAUUAAUGGAGUUGAUGGUCUUCAGGUUAAAAAAGAUGGGGUUUGGAUUCCUGUGAGCUUCCUCCCAGGUUCACUUGUUGUAAAUGCGGGAGACAUUCUUGAGAUUUUGAGCAAUGGACUGUACCAUAGCAUCGAGCACAGGGUAGCUGUGAAUUCAGAGAAAGAAAGGAUUUCCAUUGCAUUCUUCGUCAACCCGAAACUUGAAGCAAAGAUUGGGCCUGCAACUGCUCUGAUAAAUCCACAGAACCCACCAUUGUUUAGAAGAACAGGGAUGGAAGAAUAUAUAAGAGAUUUCUUCUCUCGUAAGCUCAAUGGAAAAUCGUACUUGGAACAUAUGAAAAUUCAGAUUAAAGAUGUCAAUUAGCAUUCUCAUCUAGGCAUAUGAGAUAUAAAAUUGAUCGAGUAUUUUCCAAUGGUUACAAUGUAUAUCAUUCCAAUUCUGGGUAGCUUAAUAAAAAAGAAUUCCAACAGAUUUUCCA